Molecule: messenger RNA, 4339 nt
Organism: Manduca sexta (tobacco hornworm)
Lineage: Eukaryota; Metazoa; Arthropoda; Insecta; Lepidoptera; Sphingidae
Gene: CalpA
Product: calpain-B
Exons: 22
Coding region: 207-3041 (944 amino acids)
Biological process (GO): proteolysis
Cellular component (GO): cytoplasm
Molecular function (GO): calcium-dependent cysteine-type endopeptidase activity; calcium ion binding
Source: RefSeq, a predicted model, not a curated record
UACGCGAUCUGUCGUUGUGGUAGUGUGUUCUAAUAGUUUAAACAGUGAAUAUUGUGAAUACAAUUUAUUUCAGUGCUGUUGUUCUGAAACUUACAGCAAAACGUUGAUAGCAAAUGGUAUCUUGGUAGUUGGUAUGAAUUUUCAAAGACUGUGUGAUUAUUAAAACAAAGCCAGUCAUUAUAAACUGUGAAUAAAUAGUGCUAAAAAUGGCGGCGGAAGUGGCAGAAACGUCAUUUUUGAAACUCAACAGAGAAGAGGUCUCGUACCGGUCAAGUUUUCGCACGACCACGAACGCAACGGAAAGAACUACAAUAUGGAAACAAAAAUGUGUGUCGAUAGAGUCGCCAAAAUCUGGGAGGAUCAUCCAAUCGCAAAGGGAGAGCCCUAAAACAAAACCUCAAGGUGGAAAAAGCACUUCUGGUUUCUUUACGAAGUUUUUCGAAGACUUCAAGAAGGCGCGAGUGUCUGACUGUACAUACCAACCGUCGAAGGUUCGAAAGAAUAGCUUCUAUAGACCGUUUUGGGCGAAGAAAGUGGCAAAUGAUAGAGAAGAAGUGAAGGAGAAUGUCGAAGUUAAUGCUGCUUCUCAUAAAUUGGCAGCUGUGCCAUACACGAAGAAUCAGUACAGCACACCAAAAUUGAUCAAGAAUGUAAAACCAACAGUGAAUACUAAGAAGAGGCUCUCGAAAGUAGUGUCACACAAGGAAUUUAAGCUGAAAAUGCCCGUCAGCUACAAAGGGAGUGAAAUGUACAUGCCCACGGGCGAACGACUGUUUUGGCUAGGCGAAACCCGCCCGACGAGUUUCGGUCCGGCGACGUACCAGGACUUCAAGGACAUCCGCUCGCGGUGUCUAGCCGAAGGCAGGCUGUUCGAGGACCCAGAGUUUCCCGCAGUGGACCGCAGCCUCUACUACAAGGAGAGGCUUGACCGGCCCAUCACUUGGCUUAGGCCUGGGGAGAUCAGUGACAACCCGCAGCUGUUCGUGGAAGGGUACAGCCGUUUCGACGUGCAGCAGGGGGAGCUGGGCGACUGCUGGCUGCUUGCAGCUGUUGCCAACCUUACUUUGCAUCGCAAAUUGUUCUUCCAAGUGGUGCCUGAUGAUCAGAGCUUCGAUGAGGAUUAUGCCGGUGUCUUCCAUUUCCGUUUCUGGCAGUACGGCCGCUGGGUGGAUGUGGUGAUCGACGACCGGCUCCCGACGUACCGAGGGAAGCUCGUGUUCCUUCACUCCUCGGAGACCAAUGAAUUCUGGUCCGCGUUGCUGGAGAAGGCAUACGCUAAACUACACGGCUCGUACGAGGCCUUGAAGGGCGGUUCGACAUGCGAGGCGAUGGAGGACUUCACCGGCGGCGUCACGGAGAUGUACGAGAUGUCCGAGCUGCCGCCGAACUUCUACACCAUCCUGCUGAAGGCGUACGAGAGGAACUCGCUCAUGGGCUGCAGUAUCGAGCCGGACCCAAACAUCCUAGAAGCCGAGACGCCUGCGGGUCUGAUCCGAGGUCACGCAUACUCCGUGACACGUGUCAAGUACGUGGACAUCGAGACGCCGGGACGCGCCGGCAAGAUACCGCUACUGCGCCUGCGCAACCCGUGGGGAAACGAGGCCGAGUGGAACGGGCCAUGGAGCGACAAAUCACCUGAAUGGCGUUUCAUACCGGAAUCGGAGAAAGAAGAACUGGGCCUCACAUUUGAUGACGAUGGUGAAUUCUGGAUGUCGUUCAAGGACUUUGUCAAUCAUUUCUCGAGAGUGGAGAUUUGUAACUUGAACCCGGAUUCCCUGGACCCUGAAGAGUGUCCCGAGGGUUGCACCAAGAAGUGGGAGAUGUCUGUGUUCGAAGGAGAAUGGGUCAGAGGAGUGACGGCGGGCGGUUGCAGAAACUAUUUGGAAACUUUCUGGCGCAAUCCGCAGUACACCGUCACCUUGACCGACCCUGACGAAGGAGACGAAGAGAACAAGUGUACCAUAAUCGUAGCCCUGAUGCAGAAGAAUCGUCGCUCGCAGCGUCACCAGGGACUCGAAUGUCUGACCAUCGGCUUCGCCGUGUACCGCCUGCCGGACUACGGACACGUGCCCAAACCACUCGACGUCAACUUCUUCAAGUACAACGCGUCCGUGGGGAGGUCGCAAGCGUUUAUCAACCUUAGGGAGGUUAGCGCUAGAUUCAAGUUCGAACCCGGUUCAUACGUGAUCGUGCCAUCCACAUUCGAGCCCGAUGAGGAAGGAGAGUUCCUUGUGCGUGUGUUCUCAGAGAAGGACAACAAUAUGGAGGAAAAUGACGAGGACAUCGGUAUGGGUGACGUUGAUGACAGGGUGAAAGAGAUCGCGCCGAACCCUGAGCCGGCGGACCCGGUGCGCGAGUUCUUCAACCGCCUCGCCGGCGACGACGGAGAGGUCGACUGGCAGGAACUCAAGGAGAUCCUCGACUACGCCAUGCGAGAGGAGCUGGCCAUGCGCCGAGGCGGCGCGUACGACGGCGGCGGGGGGGGCGGCGGGGUGCCGGCGGGGGGGUACGGCGGCGCCGCGCCCCCCCCGCAACAGAGCUGUCUCGAGCAGCUGCUGUGUGCGCUCUGCACGCCCAUAUGCAAGGAGCUCGGCGUCGACCUGCAGCAGAUGCAACAGCAGAACCAGGAGCAAGUGCAUCUCACGCCACCGCAGCCGCAGCAAGAACUCAAAGGACAGGGUUUUUCUAAAGACGUGUGCCGUAGCAUGAUCGCCAUGCUGGACAAGGACGGCUCCGGCGGGCUCGGCUUCGACGAGUUCAAGAGCUUGUGGAUCGACCUGCGCAACUGGCGGGCGGUGUUCCGCCUGUACGACGUGGAGGGGCGCGGCGCGGUGCCGGCGCAGCAGCUGCGCGACGCGCUGCACUCCGCCGGAUACACCGUCAACGCGCACGUGCUCAACGUGCUCGCGCACAGAUACGGCGGCUCCGACGGGUACAUACAGUUUGAUGACUUCAUAAUGUGCGCUGUGCGGCUCAAGACCAUGAUCGCAAACAACGAACCGCUUGAGAAUCUCGAGCGCGACCUGCAGUGGAACUCGUGAGCUGACCGGCGCCGCGCGGACACACAAAUACGUUCAAAGCGAGAUCGUCGGGCGGGGAAUACGCCACGUUCUCCCUUGAAGAAUGGCUGAAUCGCACAGUCUACUCGUAGAUGUUAAUACAUGCCUUACAGGGCCGAAAAAAAAACAUAUAACUGCUUUUGAUCAAAUAUUAGAGAUGUUUGACCCAAAAAAUAACUCAGAUAUUAGUUUCAUCCAGAAUAAAAAAAAAACUAUUUGACUUUUGAUCAAAUAUUAGCGGUCAGUGUGACCCAAAAAAAAAGGAAACAAUAGUUCGUUUGAUCCAAACAAGGCCAAACGUUGGUAAAAGUGUCAAUUGAUUUUCGUCCAUUCGGCCCUGGCUUACGCAUAUUGUACUGUUUAAUGUAAGGAUAUUGUAAUCUCUUAUUAAAUUAUUCAAAAAAAUAUUACUGUUCACUGUUUUGCAAGAAAAAUGCUUUUUUUGUUUAAUGUAAUCACUGGUGACUUAAACUGAGAAGUUAUUAUUUAAACGAAAAUUUUAUAAAAAGAAAUAUAUUACUUACUUUUUUUUUAUAUUAAGUAUAGCGCUAAAUUUUCUUUCUGUUUUUUUUUUACCAAAUAAGAAUACUUAACGACCGUUCGGAGAUAAAAAUCGAUACCAUUUUUCUUGCAAUUCAUUGUAAAUGAAAAUGUUUAUAAAAUAUAAAGUGUCUUAUAGUUCGCCUAAUCUAAGUCACAAAUAUAUUGAAAUUAACGAUGAGAUGUAUUUUUAAUAAUCGAUACGGGUAAUCACUCAUUACUAAAAACAAAAAAAAAUAUUUUUCUAUAUUCAUUGUAAUUUUUGCAAUUUGUUUUUGCCUGGCAUACUGUUGUAUUGUAUGAUUAUGAAGUAGCUCACCAUUUUUUUUAUAAAUUUGAAAUCUGUAUCAGAACCUUUUUUUUACUGUUUUUUUUUCACAAACAAGAAAAUUGUAAAUCAUUUAGAACUGUGGUUCUAUUUUUUGUGUCUAUUUUUAAAAAAAAGCAGUACUUCCAGGCUAUAUUUCCGCUAACACAUUUAUUAGUUAUAAGUAUACCAGUAUUUUGUUAUAUCCACCGAUACUUCAUUCCAAUAUGCGUUUAGUUUAUCCCGAGGGAACAUCUGUACUCUGUAGUCCUGUGCGAUUAGCUCCUACAAGCUUCUAUAUUGACGUUAUAAUAUAUAUUCGUAUAUGAUUGUUUGCACUCUGUGGCAUCGACGAAGCAUUUUUUGAAAACAUUUAUGACAAUUUUUAUUUUACAUUUAAAGAUCUGAAAUAUAAUGACUAUAUUUAUUUGAA